UCCUUAUGACAGUUGCAACUUUUGUUUACGAACCGAAUGCAGACGGUGCGCGAUUCGUUGCCGUUCGGCUGGAGUACAGAACGCACGCACACUCUUGCAUCUCGUCUGCAUUACAAAGCACGACGUUGUUAUCGUCGGAGGCCGUUCGUUCUCAAUUGUUGUAAGAAAAACACUCGCACACACGUUUGACGGGAGCUUUGCGCUUCUUGUUCCCAUGUACAAUUGUUGCUUUCAUUUGGCGGCACAUUCAAAUGUGAAGCAUCAAUCCAUCGGUUUCGCAUCCCGAGACGAGCGGCGAAAUUCGGGUGCGGGGGUAGUAGUAGUCGAGAAAAUCAAUUCAACACAUCCAACAGCCGCCCACUAUAAAUAAACGCAAAAGGCGUACCAGCCCGAAGAAUCGCAUUAAGUAUUAAACAGUGAAACUUAGUUUUAAAACAUUGAACAUUUUUGGUGAUCGAAGAAUCAGGAUCAGGGAGGAAGAAAAUAAUCGUAUAGAGAGAAAAUCAAGUUUAGCAACAACAUGAAUCCUAUGUACGUUGAACUAUUGAUGGCCAUCUGCUGCCUGGCGCUACCCUUCCUGUACGAGUCCAGCCAGAGCUUCAGGUUCUACGUAAAGUUCAUCUCGUACUAUGUCGUCGUCUCGUUCUUCGCAGUACUCUUCAUUCCGAUCUUUGCGUUCAGACCGAAGAACGUCCGCAACUUAGUAAUAAGCUCAUAUAUUUGUAAGAACGUUUCGCCGCUGCUGGGGCUGAAAUGGAUACUUCGUGGGAAGGAGCAUCUGGAGAAGGAGAGGGCUUGUGUCAUUGUGGCGAACCACCAAAGCUCCCUAGAUGUUCUAGGAAUGUACGAUAUGUGGCCGAUAAUGGACAAAUGCACGGUGGUUGCAAAGAAGGAGCUUUUCUACAUCUGGCCCUUCGGCCUUGCCUCAUGGCUCUGCGGUCUCAUAUUCAUAGACAGGAUGAAUUCCAAUAAAGCCAAGGAGGCUAUGAACGAAGCCGGUGAGCUGAUCAAGAGAAAAAAGAUAAAGCUGUGGGUGUUUCCGGAAGGAACGAGGCACAACACCGGCGAAAUCCACGGAUUCAAGAAGGGCGCAUUCCAUCUCGCCAUCGCAGCGCAAUUGCCCAUCCUCCCAGUCGUCUACAGCAGGUAUUACUUCCUGGACGAAAAGAACAAACGCUUCGAUACAGGGAAAGUGAUUAUAACAACGCUCGCGCCGAUUUCCACGGAAGGCAUGACAACGGAGGACCUUGAGAAGCUUAUGGAUAUGACUCACAAGGCCAUGAGCGAGACGUACCUCGAGACCAGCAAAGAGGUGUGCAGUAUGUGCAAUCUUGAAGAUGCUGAUGGAAUCAAAGAAAAAACCAAAACGAUGAAUUAAUGUUCUUGAUAAACACACCAAAAAAAAUUCAACAACAAUAUGUAUUAAUAACAGACAAAACAAAAGUAAGAUAUAAAUAACCAAUUCUAGUCAAUAGUUUUCUUUGUACAUCUUUUUUGGAUUUACGUGUGUGUAAAUUCGGGACGAUUGAGGUGUGAGCACAAAGAUAAACUGAGGCACUACAUACAAAUUUAAGAAUCGAAUUUCGUUAGUGAGAUCGUGUAAUUACCAUUAAUUCUUGUUCUCGGAUAAACAAAAGAAAGCGAAAGAAAAAAACAACAAACAAACAAUUAUAUUUAUUAUACUAU
This is a messenger RNA of Nicrophorus vespilloides, 1686 nucleotides long. It is a transcript of the gene Agpat1, whose product is annotated as 1-acyl-sn-glycerol-3-phosphate acyltransferase alpha. The transcript is spliced from 5 exons. NCBI's taxonomy places the organism in Eukaryota, Metazoa, Arthropoda, Insecta, Coleoptera, Silphidae. Gene Ontology annotation, molecular function: 1-acylglycerol-3-phosphate O-acyltransferase activity. The record is from RefSeq and is a predicted model, not a curated record. The coding region runs from base 521 to 1378 and encodes 285 amino acids. Gene Ontology annotation, cellular component: endoplasmic reticulum; membrane. Gene Ontology annotation, biological process: phosphatidic acid biosynthetic process.